This is a messenger RNA of Zasmidium cellare ATCC 36951, 1590 nucleotides long. RefSeq lists its product as uncharacterized. The transcript is spliced from 12 exons. The coding region runs from base 1 to 1590 and encodes 529 amino acids. Gene Ontology annotation, cellular component: membrane. The record is from RefSeq and is a predicted model, not a curated record. Gene Ontology annotation, biological process: transmembrane transport. Gene Ontology annotation, molecular function: transmembrane transporter activity. Lineage: Eukaryota; Fungi; Ascomycota; Dothideomycetes; Mycosphaerellales; Mycosphaerellaceae.
AUGGAGAAAGAAGAAGACUUCUGGACCAUUGACGAAGCACUAAAAAGUCCGAGCAGUGAUGGCGAUGACAGGUUGUUUGCGCCAUGUGUUCCCGAGAAGUACAGAGGCACGGCGGCGGACAGACAUGACAUGCAGGUCCUUGGUCGAGAGCAGGUGCUGAGGAGGAAUUUCAAGUCGAUCACCAUCAUGGGCUUCGCGAGCAUGGUCAUGGUGGCAUGGGAGGCUCUGCUGGUAGUCGUUCAAUAUCCCCUUAUAGAUGGCGGCUCUCCGUGCCUGUUCUGGGGUUUGAUCAUAGCACCCAUCGGUCUGACAUUCGUAUACGCCAGUAUUGCUGAGCUUGCUUCGAUGAGCCCAACGGCUGGCGGCCAGUAUCAUUUCGUGAGCGAGUACGCUCCACCAAAGUAUCAGAAAGUGCUCAGCUACAUCACCGGCUGGCUCAUCGCUCUGGGAUGGCAAACAUGGUUGGCAGGCACGAGCUUCAUGGCGGCUACCGCAAUGCAAGGCUUGAUCUCCCUCAAUAUGCCCAGCUAUACCUGGGAUGGCUGGCGAGGGACGCUCCUCGUCAUUGGAAUCAUCGUGUUCUCCGUUCUCUUCAAUACAGUCCUUGCCGCAAGAUUACCGUUCAUCGAGGGGAUCCUUCUAAUCCUCCACGUCGCUGGACUGUUUGCCAUCAUCAUUCCGCUCUGGGUCAUGGCGCCAAUCGGAAACGCAAGAACCGUGCUUCUCGAAUUCGAAGACAAUGGCAACUGGGGCAACACUGGUUUGUCGACGCUGAUCGGUCUUCCGACGAUGAUUGCUAUGCUUUAUGGCUACGACUGUGUCGUUCAUAUGUCUGAGGAGGUCAAAGAUGCUUCCAAAGUCAUUCCGCCUGCCAUCCUAGGCGGCAUGUGGACCAACGCUGUGCUGAUGCUGGUUGUCGGCGUCACCUUCAUCUUCACAAUGGGCGACACUGAAGCCCUCCUGGAAUCGCCGAUCGGGGUCCCUUUCAUCCAGAGCUUUCUCAAUGCAACGGGAAGCUAUGCAGCUACGAACGUUGUUACUGUCUUCAUCAUCGUGACGUUGAUCUCGGCUUGUGUGAGCGAAGUCGCGACAGCUUCUCGUCAGAUCUGGUCGUUUGCUCGUGAUAAUGGACUGCCGUUCUCCAGCUGGCUGGCGAAGGUAGCGCCUGGAUGGAACGUCCCUGUCAAUGCCGUGUUGGUCUCUAUUGGUUUCACGGCUUUGAUAUCGUUGAUCAACAUCGGUUCGACAGUCGCGAUGAACGCGGUAAACUCAUUGGCACAAGUUGCCAUACUUGCCUCGUACAUCAUUACGAUCGGCUGCUUGAUUUGGCGCCGCCUUUACGGAGAACCGUUGCCACCCAGCCGAUGGAGCCUGGGCAGAUGGGGUCUUCCCGUCAACAUCAUCUCGCUCGUCUUCAUGAUCCCAGUGCUGUCGUUUGCGACGUGGCCGCUGGAGCAGCCAGUGACUCCUCAAAACAUGAAUUGGUCCAGCGUCAUGUUUGUUGGGGUUCUAGCUCUCGCUGCGGUCUUUUACGUGGUAAAAGCAAGGCAUGUGUAUGUUGGGCCGGUCGUUUUGAUCAAGCGAAAUUGA